GGCGAGACAGCAGCUCGCGCCCAUGCAUGCUUGCAGGGUGCUCCCGCGCAGUAUCCUCCGCCAAUAGCCCAUUGCACUCCGUCUUCCGCGCCGCCGCUGGCCGCGCCUGGCAUAGGACUGCCGCCGCGCGACGCACGGCGUCUACAGCGCACGGCAAUGGCAGGGACGACAGUACGUCGAAGACGACGCAACUGCGGGGGCGAAUGCCGCGCAAGUUGCCGGACCACAUCAUUGCCCGGCGUAGAGGCGAGCCCAGUAAAGGUCAACAACCUCCUGUCGAGGUGCAGGAUGUGGAGAACGUUUCUGCUAGCCUCCCCCCAGCUGCUCUCCCCCUUGCUCGGUUCCACCGACGUCGAGGCGGUCGUAGUAAUCAACACACCACUCACGCAGACUCCCUCGACCCACUCCCCCCUCCCACAAACCGGCAGUCCUUCCUUGAGAACAUAUACACCCUAUGUGCUCGCGGAACCCCCCUCCCCUCCCUCCUGGACUACCACGACGCGUACAAGCUCUACCAGUCGCGCGCGUCGCUGCACAUACUGCUGCAGAAGGCCAUCCGCGAGCGCGCUUUCGGCUCCGUUAUAUGGCUUGUACGCGCCAUGCGCAACGCGGGAAUACCAGUCGACCCCCAUCUUGCAGUGCGUGCACUUGUCAAGUCAGGCUACUGGGAGCGCGCCUGGGCGCUCGCCCAAGAGCAUGCGGGGCGCCCGCCGGACGAGGACGCGCUCACGCAAGCAGAGGUGCCCCCGGAAAUCUGGCGGGAGUUCUUGCGUGCUCUGCAUAUCGACUCAUUGCGCCUCCGCGUACGGCGACGCCUGCAAAGACGCGACAUGGCAGACCCGCCGCCUCUACAAGCGCGUCAAUGGCUGGAGCACGUGCCGGCGUAUAUCCCGCACAACCUGUCGCGCCUCCAUCCCGUCGACACCUAUCGGCUUGUGCAGGCGCUGAUCCUGGCAGACCGGCGCCGACAUGGUGUCCAGCUCGCGAUUGCCUACUUCAAGAGCCUUGGUCCAGACCUCGCCCCGUCACGCGUUCGCCACUGCAUAGACAUUGUCAACCUCAUUGUCGCCUUCGCAUUUCCCUGGCGUGGGUUGCGACAGUUCCAUCAGGCCAAUACUGCUGCGCAGCUGCUGGUAUCGCUACAUCCAUCUUUACGGCCGACCUCAUCGACUCUAUUCCUCCUUUUGCGAUCCUUGAAGCAGGCCAAGCGAUGCGGGACGAUAGCGAUGAGCGCUCUUCAGUUCUACGCUCGGCGUUGGGGUGACGGCGUAAUCGAUCCGCGAGUACGGCGGCGAGCUAUAUCCCUCUGCAUCAAGGAGAAGCGAUGGGACCUGGCGCGCGCUCUCCUCACUGAGCAACGCGCGCGCGGCCUAUCUGACGAGGAAAUACUGGGUCGUACGCUCAGCGAGCAUCGGCGAGGGAGGCGGCGGGGGGCGGCACCAGCGCGCAAGGCGUUUGAAACCGGGCCAGGCCGGGAGCGGAGUCUGUGGCACCGACUGCACGUCCGGGCACUGCGACGCGGAGGUGUGCGUGUGUAGCUCUCGGGGAGAGGUGACGCAGCGAGCCGAGGAAUGUCGGAUAUAAUGAAAGACAAAGUGAGAGGGAUUAUUAGUGUCGUUAAUAAAACACUUUCUCCUGCCGUAGCUGUUUGGGAUCGCCGUCGUGCAUGCGUCCAUGGGGGGAGCGGGGGCAAUGUGCAUCGGCCGCGCGCGUCGUGAUUCAGGUGUCGAUCGUGCAUCUAUUAUGCAUC
This is a messenger RNA of Schizophyllum commune H4-8, 1750 nucleotides long. RefSeq lists its product as uncharacterized. The transcript has 2 exons. The record is from RefSeq and is a predicted model, not a curated record. The coding region runs from base 204 to 1538 and encodes 444 amino acids. NCBI's taxonomy places the organism in Eukaryota, Fungi, Basidiomycota, Agaricomycetes, Agaricales, Schizophyllaceae.